This is a messenger RNA of Amphiprion ocellaris (clown anemonefish), 3496 nucleotides long. It is a transcript of the gene gtf2h2, whose product is annotated as general transcription factor IIH, polypeptide 2. The transcript has 15 exons. Gene Ontology annotation, molecular function: zinc ion binding. Gene Ontology annotation, cellular component: transcription factor TFIIH holo complex; transcription factor TFIIH core complex. The coding region runs from base 229 to 1401 and encodes 390 amino acids. NCBI's taxonomy places the organism in Eukaryota, Metazoa, Chordata, Actinopteri, Pomacentridae. Gene Ontology annotation, biological process: nucleotide-excision repair; regulation of transcription by RNA polymerase II; DNA-templated transcription. The record is from RefSeq and is a predicted model, not a curated record.
UCCGGAAGAAAUUUCUUGUUGCACCAGCGGAAUUUCCAGUGGUUCUGUUGUUUGUAGUAGCUUAUUUGGCUAGAGCGGCGUGUGGCAGAAUAGUGAAGCAGAAAGUGCUUGUUACGUUAAAACAUUCGGACCGCCGUCAUUGAAGCGCCUCAUUAGAACCGUUAAUUAGCUAGCUAGUUGAAAGGACACGGCGCUUGUGCUGGAGAAAUCAUUGUAAGAGCAGAAACAAUGGAUGAAGAACCGGAGAGAGCUAAGCGCUGGGAAGGAGGCUAUGAGAGGACAUGGGAGGUGCUUAAGGAAGACGAAUCUGGUUCACUCAAAGCCACAGUGGAAGAGAUCCUCUAUCAGUCCAAAAGGAAAAGGGUGAUAGAAAGCCAUGGACAAGUAAGGCUUGGAAUGAUGCGUCACCUUUUUGUGGUGAUUGACUGCUCACGCAGUAUGGAAGACCAGGAUCUGAAACCAAACCGCCUCACCUCAACUCUAAAGUUGAUGGAAGCAUUUAUUGAUGGGUAUUUUGACCAAAAUCCCAUCAGCCAGGUGGGCAUUAUCACCACAAAGAACAAAAGGGCUGAGAAGCUGACUGACCUGGCAGGAAAUCCAAAGAAGCACAUUGCUAUGCUGAAGAAAGCAGUGGACACAGUGUGUGUAGGAGAGCCAUCUCUGUACAACUCUCUGAAGCUGGCCAUACAAACACUCAAGCACAUGCCUGGACAUACAAGCCGAGAGAUCCUGAUAAUCCUUAGUAGCCUCACCACGUGUGACCCAGCCAACAUCUAUGAGAUGACAAAGACGCUGAAGUCUCUGAAUGUGCGAGUGUCAAUAAUUGGCCUUUCAGCAGAGGUCCGGGUGUGUACAGUGUUGACCAGGGAGACAGGCGGCUCAUACCAUGUUAUCCUGGAUGAGAGUCACUUCAAAGAGCUGCUGAUGCUGCAUGUUAAGCCUCCUCCAACCAGCUCAUCAUCUGAAUGCUCUUUAAUUCGCAUGGGUUUUCCUCAGCACACAAUUGGCUCUCUGGCUGACCAAGAUGCUAAACCUGCAUUCAGCAUGUCUCAUCUAGACAGCAGCAGCGGUCCGUCUCUGGGAGGAUACUUCUGUCCACAGUGCCACUCUAAUUACACAGAGCUUCCCGUGGAGUGUAAAGUCUGUGGUUUGACUCUGGUAUCAGCCCCCCAUCUGGCCAGAUCUUUCCAUCACCUCUUCCCCCUUGAUGCUUUUAUAGAGAGUCCGGUGGAGGAGCACCAAAGAAAUGGUUUCUGCCAAGCCUGUCAAGGAGAGCUGAAGGAUAAAAGUAUAUUCACCUGUCCAUCAUGUCGCAGUGUGUUCUGUGUGGAAUGUGAUCUCUUCAUCCAUGAUUCGCUGCACUGCUGCCCCAGCUGUAUUCACAGUCAAACUGCUUCUUGAAGCUGAGUGCCAGUUAUCCGACAGAUACUGAAGCAGACUCAGUGGUCAUGUAUUCGGUAAUUACCCAGACCAACCGUUUGUUAUUGACUUGUCAUGUCUCUCCUGUCAGUGUUUGUCAACCUCUGAUAAUAUGGGAAUCAUGCACGCACGCUGCCUAUGACCCAUCCAAAUGGGCAUAUUUGAAAGGCUUCUAUGUGAAGAUUGACACAAAAUACAGAAAUUUUUUGAUUGAUACAUUUUGUUUGAGAGUUAGUACAGUUCAGUUAGUAAGUUCUGGUACACAAAUCUCUUCAUUUUUAAAAAAAACUUUAAAUCUAUGAUUUUUGCUGAGAUUUUGGCUCUUUGGCACAUUUACUGAAAUUUAACCAUGUAAGAAUUUAAGAAGGAAUAAUCACUAUUUAGUGGAACUGUUAGACAUCUGAAAUGUGAGCCUGACUACACAGUUUUUUGGAAGACAAAAUUGUUGCAACACAAUGGUGUAAUCUAUAGUUAUGUGUUUUAUUUUAAAAGCUUGUUAUACUUUAUUAUUCACUGUGUCAAAUCCGUAUCUUAAAGUAACUCAAGCUAUUACAUGAUGGCAGUGGCAUAAAGAGUAAAAUAUUUCUAUCUGAAAUGCAGUGAAAUGGAAGAAGAAAGUAGCAUAAAAUGGAAAUACUCAAGUACGUACAAGUUCCUCAUAACUGUACCCAUGAGCAAAUGAGUAAAUGUAGUUAGUUAUUUUCUGUUAUACAGAGCAUAUACUGAUCAGCCACAAUAUUAAACCACAUGAGGCCUGGAGUCCACAGAUCUCUAAGAGUAAGAUGUCAUCAGGAGAUCCUUUAAGUCCUGGACAUUGCGAGGUGGGGCUUCCAUGGAUUAGACUUGUUUUUUUCAGUACAUCCCAGAAAUGCUUGAUCUGAUUGAGAUCUGGAGAGUUGGGAGGCUGAGUCACUACCUUGAACUCUUUGUCAUGUUCAAACCAUUCCUGACCAGUGUAUUAUCGUGAUGAAAAAUGCCACUGUUAUCAGGGAUUAUAGCUGCUAUUAACGAGUGUAUGUGGUCUGCAACAUUGUCUAAAUAGCUACUAUGUGUCAAAGUAGCAUCACCAAGAAUCCAGGACUAAGGCUGUCCCAGCAGACAUUUGCUCUGACAUCAAACCGCCUGCAUUGACUUGCCUUCUUCCCACAACAUUCUACUGCCGUCUCCUUCACAGAUAAACGAUGCACCCUGCUGUCCUCAUGAUGUAAAAGAAAACUAUCAGACCAAAUCACCUUCUUCCAUUCCUCCAUGAGCCAGUUCUGCCACUCACAUGCCCAUUGUAGGUGCUUUCCGUGGUGCACAAUGGUCAGAAUGGGCACUCUGACUGGUCUGUGGCUAUGCAGUCCCAAACACAGCAAGCUGUGAUGCACUGUGUGUUCUGACACCUUUCUAUCAGAACAACAUUAAGGUUGUCAGAAGUUUGUGCUACAAUAGCUCUUUUGUGGGGUCAGACCACAUUGGCCGACCCCCUCUCCACCAUAAAUUAGCUUAACCGUGACCCUGUCACUAGUUCACUAGAGGACCCCGCAGUUUGCUCCUUGUUAAAGUCACUCAAAUCCAUAAGCUGCCCAUUUUUCUUGUUUCCAACACAUCAACUAUGAGAACUGACCCACUAUCAUUUCUGUACGAGGUUCAACUCAGCACAAGUUUGAGCUGCAUGCAGCCACAAUAAUGAAGAAGCAGGUACAAGUAACAUUAUUUUGAGCUGCUUUAAGAUAUUGUUAUUAUUAUUAUUGUUAUUAUUAUUAUUCUAAUUUUACUUUUAUCCACAUUUCAGCAACAAUAUUUGUCCAAAAGCAUCAUAGAAAGCAAAAGACACAGUUUGGUGCCCAAGUCAUAACACCUUUCUUAUUGAAUUUGCUCUACACUUUAAUAUCUAUUUGGCUAAAAACCGAAUUGUCCAUUUAAAUAGCAAAACUAUAUUGCUAUUAAAACACACACUAACCGCUUAGAUUAGUGAGACCUGCCAAAAAUUAAUCCAAUCCAAGUUUUUCCCCCCACAAAAUAUUAACAGGAGCUGAAAUUUAGUUUGUUUCUUACAGAUGUCUGUUGGAGUCGUUUCUCUGGUUUUAUUAAA